AAAACAAAUAUGUAUUUUAUUGGUCAAACUGCAUUUUUUGUAUCUGAAAAAGCAGUCAUUACAUAUUGUCAUAGUCUUCCAGAACAUUGUGCAAUGCACAAUAAUUAUGUUAUAAUGCAAUACCUUCCAUACUCAUUUCAACAUCUCACACAAUGUAACGCAAACUGCAAACACCGCCCUCGCGCGAAAAAAAAAAUAAAACUUGAAAGUCACCACUUUCAUUAUUACCGCAAGGCAAACCGCACAACGUGCGCCAAUCAAAAAACAACGUAUUCUACCGAUCAGUGCGCAUGCGCCAACUCAACACCCAACCAAACAUCACUUCUCGGCUGAAUGUAGUCUUCAUGGACCUCAAUUUUCCGUCGUUGGAUUCCGCGAACCGUGAAGCUGUAGGCAUCGCUUCGGCACUGUUUCGUUUCCGCGCCAUUGGCACAAUGAGUACUCACACACAGUGCUUGGAGGCCAAGACUAACCCUACCAACCCAACUAUAAGGCGGUGACCGCGUGGGAGGACAUUAAUAGGGAAGAUAGACUACGACGCAGGCGUUUUAGUACACCGUGUUGGAAUACUUUGUGUCUUUGGGAGAGUAUAGUGACACGCGAGGAGUGGCCAUGGGAUUUUGAAGGCCAGACAAAGCCAGAUCAUUCCUAUCUUGAUAACACACUGCGUCCGUGGUUACCGAUUAUUUCCACCAGCUUAACUGCGUGGUGAACUAUAGUUACUGGCGGAUUGCAGUAGCAACUACUCUUAUCUCACGUAGAGAGAAGCCCCAGUCUUAAGAAGUGAAGUCUGUAUCUCCAAUGUAUUGACUGCCUCCCUUACAAAAGGAUUUCAAGCGACACCACUUCCGUUUCGACGCAAAUAUGCUGUAUCUUCGUAUUACUAUUACUUUAAGUGCACCGCGGAGAAAGUAAAGUCAACUUUCAAACAAUCACAAAGACUGACCGUUGCAGCUGAUUGCAUCAACGCCGUUUAGAAUCGGUCUCUUUUCCUAGCCGUAAGAGAAAAUGGCUUCCCUGACAACGGCAUUUCCAAACUUUACCUGGAAUAACUCCAUCGAUUACCAUGCAGAAAGAGUAGACGCUUAUGAGGCUGUUGCCAUGGCAUUGGUGCUACUUUUUGGUUUGAUGGGUGUGAUAGGUAACGGAAUACUGGUAUGUAUAGUCUUGCUCAACCCAGAUAUGCGAUCUGUACCUAACAUUCUCAUCGCAAGUCUUGGUCUUGGGGAUUUCUUUGUCGUCAUCACCUCAGUACCUUUUACUUUCGUGUCGUACCUGUACAAUAUCUAUCCAUUCAGCUCAGCCGUUUGUAAGUUUGCAAACGCCGUUCCUAUCGUAUCUCAUGGUGUCUCGGUCUUCACGCUAUCUGCUUUGAGUUACGAUCGCUACACGGCUAUCGUGAGACCCAUGCAACGCCGCAAGUCCAACGCUGUACGUCGAACAUACGCCGUAGCGGUUACCAUUUGGGCAUUAUCGGUAACGCUAGGCAUACCAACGGCUAUACUCGCCAAAAGAGACGUUUUUCACUUCCAAGGUUUCGAGAUAGCCAUAUGUUACGCUUUGCCGGUCAACCUGACUUUGGAGGGAGCCGUUCCAACCACCGCUGCUAAGGUUCAUGAAGUGGUUCGAUGUCUGAUCAUGUUCGUCAUACCACUGGCCAUUAUCACCAUGUAUUACAUGCUGAUAGCCAUGCAACUGAUCCAGAGUUCUAAGGCGAUUCCCUGCGAGGGGCAUGGUGACUCCAGACAACUUCGAGCUCGUCGACGACUUGCCAGGACAGUCCUAGUUCUCGUGGUUAUAUUUGCUAUAUGCUGGAUACCACACUUUGUAUACAGGCUCUGGUUCCAAUUCGCCUUCUCCGUGGAGGUCUUCGAUUCCUUGGGAAUGUUCAUCCUCUCAACCGGCUCGUUUCUCUUGACCUACGCCAAUUCCUGCAUCAACCCCAUUGCUCUCUGCUUCUUAAGCAAGACCUACCGUCGAUACUUCGCCCGUUACCUGUGCUGCAUCCGUGUCCGUAAGCUAUCUCAUGUACGCGUAGCGCGGACGAAUAUGUACCAGAUGACUCCAGGCACACCUACUAGCACUAUUUACAACUACAACAAGCGGUCAGGGGAUGGAUCGUUAAGGGGCUCGUCCGUAGAAACGAAGACUUGUACGGUGUGAGAUAGUUCCUGUAGCCAACGUGAUCAUCCUCAAGUACGGGGUAGAAGAUGGAAGUUUGAACGUAAAUUGGAGACAGAGAUUAUAAAUGAGCACUUGUGACGCCCUGUGAAGUCUCUGAAUUAUGAAAUUACCAUUCUUGACCCAGCAAGUAAUAUUUCUGCUCAACAAAUAGUGACAAAAUUACUGAGAUGUGACUACUGGGAUGUGCUUGGAUGGCAAUGCGACGAAUGUAACUGCGUUUUAACCUUUCGGAAUGGAGUUCAAAAGUAUGAGAUCCACCAGCGGACUAUAGGGGGCGCUUUUAGCAAACGCAAGUGGUGGCAAGUGAAGGACAUUGAUUUUCGCUGGUUCGCUCACGCCAUUCGCCCGUUGAUAUUUGAAAAUCAGUUCGUACCAGGGAAGACAGAAAGAGCGACUUUCGAAAGGGGAGGGCGGGAACCAUACAAUUUCAGACUGAGAACACUACCCUUGUUGUCACUUUUACGAAACUGUGACACCAUUCUAUAAUUUCUUGCUCUCUUUGGGUUGUAAAAACAAACAAGUAUAUUUAAAAAUUUACUUUGAUUGAAUAUGAAUUCCUUGAAUGAAAGAAAAAAGACGGUCUUUCAUAAUUGAAAAAGCGUGACCAGAAGUUUUCGUAUAGAGGUUGGAAGAAGACUUUAUGAUUUAUGUUAUUGAUAACGUAGCCUUCAAUUUGAAUAGGGAUUCAGUUUACUGCACGAUUCAACGGAACACAAGACCUUCCUGCAUGAUGAAGGGAGAGACCGAACGCACCUUCGCUUUGCCAUAUGCCUGGCACAUUCGCUAACGUUUAACUCAAAUUUAAAUGUUCCUGCAACUGAGGCGAAAAAGAAACUGUUCAAGUUUUUAAAGGAAUCAGUCGCACCCAUUGACGCCCUCAAGUCCAGCGGGAUGACUCAGAAAAAUUGGCGCCAUGUGGCGGCCAUAAGUACUCAACAAAUCUUGAUCUUCAAGAUGGCAAAACAAUCCUCACUCCUUGGUUACAUUUGCGUCAUCAGUUAGAAUCUUCAAGGAGUUUAUUGACCGCUUGAUGACAAGACGUCAAUCCUUCAAGGCCAAUAUGUUACGUUUUUGAGCCUCUCCGUGCUAAGAUUACCUCAAAAUGUAUGUAUGUAUGCACCUGACGCGCAUGCGAAUCUCCACUAAUUUCAGUGCGAGACGUUUUCAGCAAAUCAUGCCUCUUCAGGUCAGACAUGGUCAAGAGAGAUCCAAUCAACAGAUGAACAUUAGAAGAGGACUUCUACUCGAGUGCCUAUAAUUUUGGUAUAAUUUGUUCCGAAGGGCACAAAUUUAUUAAAUUAUUUCUUUAGUGUCUUAACUAAAAUAGCCUUGAGAUGUUUGUCAACAGGUUGGAUUGGGAGUUUAUCUGAUUUGUAAUCGAGACAAAAUUUCUUCGGAAUGUCAGUUGAUGUCAUUAGAAUUAGUGAUGUGUCUGAUACAUUAUUGUCAUAUACACGAUCUUGUUUGUAUCUUUUGUGAAAGUAAUAAUUGAUGGGCAUUUUCCUGCAUAUUUGGGUCAUUAUGGAUAUUUUAUGAGUGAUUUAUGCUGUGCAUGGUGAUUCCACCCUGAUUUAACUGUAUUUUUUAUGACGAUGCACACAUCAACAUUCAAAGAAUAUAAACAUUAAUCAAUCAUCAGAGGGUACAUUGACACAUGAUGCAGUUGUGUCGUUCUGAUUGGUUAAUCGAUCAUCAGAGGGUAAAUUGACACAUGAUGCAGAUGUGUCGUUCUGAUUGGUUAAUGUCCUAAAUUUGAUAUGAUAUAACAGUUCUAUGUUUGACUGAAGUUUCAGUUUAAAUGUACGUAUUAAGAACGUUUAAUCCGUCUAUAAAUGCAUGCGUAACCCGUAACAAGAAAGUUUGUACUACAGUUAACGAUGUUCUUGAAUGCAUUUUCACCAAAAUUGCCUGUGAACUGUAUUAUACAACCAAGAUGAAGACAUUGUGCAAUUUAAUGCUCUUGACAUAUCAAUUAUAUUAUCAAUCAUAUUAUCUUGAGGUGAAAGCCAUGUACUAUUGAAUUAGGUACACUGUACUAUAUAUUUUCAGAUGUCAGUAAUUAUAUGUACUAUCAGGAUUUUUCUGUAAAUAUGAGCUCAAAUUCCGAGAGAUUAACGUUUAUAGUUGUCACGUACAUUGUAACUGCGUAAUUGUUUGCAUGUAUGAUAUAUUCACCAGUGACGUAGUGUAAUUACCGAUAAAGACGUGAUGCCUAAAAGUAUCAAACGAAAACUUUGAAAAAAAUUCUCAAUGGAAAUCGGGUUAUCUCUGGUAGAAGCUUGUUACCAGUUAUAGCAGGUAACCAAUUACUAGUUAUUACUGGUUACCUGUUAUGGUGAACCCUGCAGUAAUUGAAUAAGGAUUAUCAUGUGGUGUUUUUUUAUUGGUAUAGGCCUAAACAUUAUCGAUAUAAGUUAACAGUUACUGGUAACACGUAAUCAGUUCCUGAAUUCUAUAUUCUAAUUUUGGAGUCAUGUCUUGGCUCCUGUUCACUCGUCGAUGGCAUCAAAGCAGAGAAAUAAGCUAUCUUCCCUCAAUCAUCACGAGCGGUGACUAAGCAACUCAUGUCCCCGGUUCUUGACCCAGUUUAUGUUAAAUCGUGAUUUGAAGAGGGCUUUCCACGCACGUUUUGUCCGUCAAAUGGCUAGCUUUUGGUGUAAUGUGUUUGGGCAGGCGCCGUUGCUAUGGCAAUUUCGUCCCUUGACUAUUUCCGACAUUUUACCACGUAUGCGCAGCUGACGCGGAAAACCUAUUGUUUUCAAAUUUCCUCUGAAGACGACUGUACACGCCAUUUUUGCCAUUUUGCUGUGAACAGUGGCGUAGCCCCCUCCCCCCCCCCCCCUUCACUGAACAAAAUCCUGGCUACGCCACUGGCCGUGAACGAGUACAGCGAGUUAACACUCGUCAUUUGAAAUUUCGAACAAGAUUGAGUUUGGUCGGAAGAGGGCGCUAUUAACAUGUUGACGUAAUAAUUAUUGUGUUCCAUAUGUAAAUAUGCUGUCAUAUUUUUGAGUAAUCAAUUCAUAAGUAAUACAGCUAAACAUUUAGGUAUCGGUGAAUUACCAUGGCACUAAAACGGUGCGAACGGAUAUCUCCUUGCUCUGUGAUAAGUCAACUCCUCUCAAUCUCACCCUAUAAUUUUGGUAUCAGACACGUUCCAAACCGGGGGAUUAUCGUGAUGGGUUUUCUCAGCCAGGAUGAAGAGUGAUGAGGCUGAUUGCAAAAACACGUGGAAACGAUACAAGUGGAUGAGAUAGGAAAGUGUGAAGACAUCUUCAAGUAGAGAAAGGUGUAAACUACGUCUAAGAAAAUGUACCUGACGAAAUGUUCGAAAUGGUUGGUUAAAAAAAGUUCGUUUUCCUCAAGAAGUGGGGCGCCGUAAAACAUUCACCCUAAACUUAUCGUGAAAGCAAAAAUGCGACUCGGGUUUGUCUCCUCUCAAGCCCGUGAUACUUCAUGCUUGAACUCACUGUGUCGAAUUUCUGGCGCUAAGUCUCGGUUUGGUUCCGUAAAACAACUCCAUGUUGUUUGUUGCAUUCAGAACAAACCACUCCACGUGCACUUGAAACUUAAGCACGUAUCCCGUGUUUUGUUUCAUUCCAUUUACCUUAUUAUUUGGUCCUUGCUUCGAUAUUUUGUUUCGUACUUGUAACGUUCGAUUUACAGGCUUGAUUGAUGGUACACAAUACUCACGUCCUGUCAUUCUUGCAAAAGAAACUGAUUCUUUGAUAUUUUCAUGCCUCUUAUUUUGACUACCUUUUUAGACUGAGAAUUUCAAAGUUAAUGCAAACUUCAAUUUGUUUGACCCUCAUUCCCCAAUAUGAUUGGUUAUGCACGCGGACAAUGUUUUGUGCAAAAUCAUAAUUUUAGAUGUUAUCACGGGAUUGGAACGCUGCUGAUUGAAUGUGAUGAAUUUCAAUUAAAGUGACAUAGAGCAUGCAACGAGUAUAAGUUAAAAUAACUGUAAUGAGAUGAGCAGAGUAAUGAAUGAACAACUCACAACAAGUACGUUUAAAAAGGAAAAGGAAGGAUGAACAGAUAAACGCAAGAUACAAG
Molecule: messenger RNA, 6240 nt
Organism: Patiria miniata (bat star)
Lineage: Eukaryota; Metazoa; Echinodermata; Asteroidea; Valvatida; Asterinidae
Product: bombesin receptor subtype-3-like
Exons: 2
Coding region: 1009-2163 (384 amino acids)
Biological process (GO): G protein-coupled receptor signaling pathway
Cellular component (GO): membrane
Molecular function (GO): G protein-coupled receptor activity
Source: RefSeq, a predicted model, not a curated record